Molecule: messenger RNA, 1456 nt
Organism: Aspergillus eucalypticola CBS 122712
Lineage: Eukaryota; Fungi; Ascomycota; Eurotiomycetes; Eurotiales; Aspergillaceae
Product: putative cyclin
Exons: 2
Coding region: 270-1172 (300 amino acids)
Biological process (GO): regulation of transcription by RNA polymerase II
Cellular component (GO): nucleus
Molecular function (GO): cyclin-dependent protein serine/threonine kinase regulator activity
Source: RefSeq, a predicted model, not a curated record
GUGGGCUAGUACUAAGACUCUGAACCUGAGGAAGCCAUGUCGAUGUUGAUCACUCCCACUUAACCGGGCGGUGAGCCUCAAAUCGCCGCAGCUUUGCAGGAACAACAGUCAAGACCAAGCUUAUGGAUCGAAGCAACAAGAUCCUUUUUGCAAAAAUUAGCCAACUGCACAUCAAGGACCAAAGGGCUUUCCUUUUAUCGUGUUCAUAAUUGUGAUCACCCUCCGUGCAAAUUCCUAUACGAAUUCCCCGGCAUUCCCACACCAGCGACAUGGCAAGCUCGGCCGCAAGCGGGUUGAAGUACCUUUCCAAUGCGCUAGCAACACCAGAGCAGCUAACAAAUUCAUCAUCAUCUAUCGACGGUGUGCCUGUUGAUCUAGAAGCAUCUGUCCGAUUUGCGGGCGCGCAGCUCACACAAACAGCGGGGGUUCUGUUACGAUUGUCGCAAGACAUCAUCGCGCAGGCCAUUGUGACAUUUACCCGGUUCUGGAUAGGCUCAGAAGGUGGCAGUCUACGAAUAUACUCGGUGAAGGAUGUAUCCGCCGCAGCACUGUACAUGACUGCCAAGUUAUCCUUCCAACCCACCUCUCCCCGCUCGGUGCUAAACGUCUACGCUUUUCUCCUGUCGAAAGAUGCGUCGCCAUUGUGGUUCAUAAACCCCAAGGGGUCGCCAGACAAGGCAAUGCCAGAAACCUAUCACCUUACGGAAGGCGAUUAUCACGCACAGCGACUGGUUCUGCUGCGCAUCGAGUCGAUCAUUCUGCGCACGUUGGGAUUCAAUACGCAUGUGGCUCUCCCUCAUACUAUCGCCUUGACCUACCUCCAGACCCUUGGCGUUCCAUCCUCCGCCGUUGCUCACAGAGUAUUCGAGCAUCUCAACUCAGCAUUGCUGUCGCCGCAGUUGUUAUACGUCACGCACCAACCGAACGCCCUUGCCGUUGCUUCGAUCUACCUCGCAUCUCGGGAAGUGGGGGUCAAGCUUGUCGAUGGCGACUGGUGGGAAGUAUUCGACGUUGACCGGGAGGACCUCGGAUUCGUGGUGGUGGCCAUGAGAAGCAUGGAGGGAUUUGCGCGGGCGGAAAUGGAAAAGUGGAAGGGGCGAGGAAUACCCAUGACGGUGGACGAGCUGGAGGGUGAGAUAGAACAUAGGAGAAUGAUGGAAGAGGGUGAGUGAGGGCUACACAGCAUGCAAGUCAAAUCUAUCAUGCGGGCGCAGCUUGCUUGAGGAAGAUCUCAGUUACAGGCUACAUAUGUUCCAGAACCAGCAUCUGGAACAAGAAAGGGCCAUGCUGGAUCCGAUAUGAUCAGAUAUCGGAGAUAGCGGCCAGCCUUCCCGAGGACCCGUGGGCGCAGAAACCCCCGCCACUCAAGUGACAGGGCCUCUUUUCCUUCGGAGGAUGCCAUAGCCAGUUAUACUUCCAGGUCCUUUAAAUGGCACAAGAAGGGACGGACCUACGU